Messenger RNA from Thelazia callipaeda (thelaziosis nematode), 766 nucleotides. The record is from the annotation of a GenBank genome assembly. NCBI's taxonomy places the organism in Eukaryota, Metazoa, Nematoda, Chromadorea, Rhabditida, Thelaziidae.
AAAGGAUGGAAAAUGUUUAGUCAGUGUUUGAUCUGACAACACGUGAAAUGAAUACAUGUUUGAUUUACUUCAUAUUUCCGCUUGAAAAUUAUAAACUUUAUUGCGAUACUCUCCACAACAUUUAAUCCACCGUAAGUCAACAAAUUGCAACAUUAUAAUCAACUGCUUCAUCUUGAAAUGUACUCACUUUAAUUUUUUGUUACAGAAGAAUGAGGCGAAUCAAAAAGAAGCAUUGAACUUCUCGAUAGCAAUCACAAACCAAAAAGACAUACAACCUAUUCAUUCCAAUGAAUCAUCACAUACCGCUGGAAUGAAACUGCUAAAAGCUAAAAACACAACAAGUAUGAACAGUGUUCUUACAAAAUCCCAUUGCGAUAAUAAGUUGAAUUCUAAGUACAAAGUAAGGGCCCAACACAUACGUGCACGUAUUGGUGAGAAGAUAUACAUUUGCGAUUUGUGCAGUAAAGCAUUCACAUGUGCUGGUAAUUUAAAUACGCAUAAGCGCAUACAUACUGCUAAAAAACUGUACAAAUGCGAUGUGUGCAAUAAAUUAUCUGCGUCUUCUAGUGAUUUGAAUAAACAUAAGCGCACACAUACGGGUGAAAAACCGUACAAAUGUGAUGUGUGCAAGAAAGGAUUUAUGUCUUCUAGUGAUUUGAACAAACACAAGCGUACACACAUCGGCGAAAAACCGUACAUAUGUGAUGCAUGCAAGAAAGGAUUUACGUCAUCUAGUAACUUGAAUACGCACAUGCACAUACACACC